UCUGCCUCCCAAGUGCUACGAUUAAAGGCCACGCAACCACUGCCCAGCAAGAAAGGAAAUUAAGUUGUUCCUGGAGGGUCUGUCGCCUGCUUUGCCACAGCUCUCCUCUGAGGCUACAACUCUGCAAGGGUCAGCAGAUGAGCAUCUGUGAUGCAGAGAGCCUCUGCCGCUCCAGGGCAGCUUACUGCUGCAUCUUCAUCCUAACAGAAGACAAAGAUCAAGAGGGCGGGGUUCUUCCCCUUCCUGGGGCCUUAUAACUCUCCCAGCUGCAGCCUUUUCCUGUCUGCAGAGCUGUUUGCAAGUUAAGAAAAAAAAAAAAAGGAUAAAAACCCUUCUGGGGACUGUUCUUCACCAGUCAUGAGUCAGUACUAGGUGAGGUAGCUCAGCAGCCAAGAGACAGGGCACCUUGCAGGGCCUUUAAAUUCCAGGUCUUUCCUCUCAACAGCCUUCCUACUUUGCUGCAUCUCCAGGUCACUGACCCUGCUCCCUCUAAUCAUUCUGGAUUUUCCCUGAGCACACCCACAACUGCGGUAUUGCUGUGGUUGCUCAGAUCUGAACUGAAAAUGUCCUCAAGAUUGGCUUGGAGCCAGCAGGAAUGUGAAUAGCCUUGCCCUCAUCUGGCCACCUCCCUCCCUUUGUUAGACUGUGUCAAUUGUCUGUUGAUCUACCCUGAAGUUUAAAGUAAGGAAGGAGCCAGAAACAAUGCAAAAAUAACACUAACUUUCCUUUUAACCUUCUGGUGUGUUUUUUUCCUCUUGUUUCUCCAGGCUAAAGCCACAGUCCAUUAGUGGGGGUUACAGGGUUCUGCCCCAUCUCCACCCCGCUCCGCCCCCGUUUUUUUGGGAGGACAGCCAGUCCUAGCACUGCUUCUACUCCCUCCCACUUGGGUCCUACAAAAUAUUCAGCUCAGAGUCCAACUGUGCAUCCCUUACAUCGCAACACCCACAUAGAGAGAUCCCUAUCACUGUGCACCGGGGCGGUGAGGCUCAGAGCACAAAACCAGUUGAUGCAACAUGGAGUUGAUUGAAGAUAUCUCCCGUCCACCACUGGUGUAUGUGAAGGGUAUCCCACUCAUCAAAUAUUUUGCGGAGGCUCUUGGGCCAUUGCAGAACUUCACUCCCUGGUCUGAUGACUUGCUUAUCAGCACAUACCCAAAGUCUGGUAAGCAACAGAGGGUCCCCCAAUGUCCUAUAGACCUCAUUUUGGCAAGCAGGUCCAGACUCUGUAUUCCCUUCUUUCCAGGUACUACCUGGAUGAGUGAGAUGCUGGAUAUGAUCUACCAGGGAGGCAAGGUAGAAAAGUGUCUCCGGGCCCCCAUCCAUGUCCGGGUGCCCUUCCUUGAGUUUGGAUGCCCGGGAGUUCCCUCAAGUCUUGAAUCUUUGGCGGAGACACCAGCCCCGCGGCUCCUUAAGACACAUCUGCCACUUUCCUUGCUCCCUCAGAGUCUGCUGGAUCAGAAGACCAAGAUGAUCUACAUUGCCAGAAAUGCAAAGGACGUGGCCGUCUCCUAUUAUAACUUCUACAACAUGGCCAAGGUGCACCCUGAUCCAGGCACCUGGGACAGCUUCCUGGAGAACUUCAUGGAGGGGAAAGUGUCCUAUGGGUCGUGGUACCAGCACGUGAAGGAGUGGUGGGAGCUGACACACUCUCACCCUCUUCUCUAUCUCUUCUAUGAAGACAUGAAGGAGAAUCCAAAAAGGGAGAUCAAGAAGGUCCUGGAGUUUUUGGGGCGCUCUUUGCCUGAGGAGACCGUGGAUCUCAUUGUUCACCACACAUCCUUCAAGAAAAUGAAGGAGAACCCCAUGACUAACUACACCACUCUCCCCUCUGCAGUCAUGGACCAUGAUGUUUCUCCCUUCGUGAGGAAAGGUAGGUCUGGGGACUGGAAAAACACCUUCACUGUAGCUCAGAAUGAGCGCUUUGAUGCCCACUAUGCUAAGAUGAUGAGAGGCUGCAAUCUCAAAUUCCGUUGCAAUCUGUAAGUGGAUAUAUAUGGCUAUCCUGGGAAUGGGGGUAAGCUGACAUAACCCAUUACGACCUCAAGAAUGAAAUAUCAUGCAUC
Messenger RNA from Microtus ochrogaster (prairie vole), 2062 nucleotides. RefSeq names its product sulfotransferase 1A1. The transcript is spliced from 7 exons. The record is from RefSeq and is a predicted model, not a curated record. Gene Ontology annotation, molecular function: sulfotransferase activity. NCBI's taxonomy places the organism in Eukaryota, Metazoa, Chordata, Mammalia, Rodentia, Cricetidae. The coding region runs from base 1014 to 1982 and encodes 322 amino acids.